AUGACCUCGGUAGAAAUGGUGGUUUUGAAUCUUGCGUCUCAGAAAUCAAUUCAUGCCGCCGCAUCGAAGAUCCAAGGCCUGGUCGACCGAGUUGACACACUAAUAAACAAUGCGGGAAUGAUGGUAUUGGACAAGCAGGCCACUGAGGAGGGCAUUGAAAUCCAGUUUGGUACCAACCAUAUCGGCCAUUUUCUAUUCACCAAUCUGCUUAUGGAUCAGCUGAAGAACGCCGCCAAAUCCUCCGGGAUUGGGUCAACUCGAAUCGUCAAUGUUACCAGCGCUGGUCAUCGAUUGUCACCACUUCGCUUCCAUGACUACAACUUUGAGGGCAAAGAUGUGCCUCUGGACGAGAGACCUCCUGAGAGCUUGCCUCCUAUGUUCAGUCCCUCAGCUAGCGGGUAUAAUGGUUGGCUGGCGUACGGACAGUCCAAGUCGGCCAAUAUUUUGUUCACUGUCUACUUAACCCAGCACCUGGCGUCUGCUGGGAUUGUUUCAUAUAGUGUUCAUCCUGGAUGUCUCGACGAUGCUGGUAAUGAGAUCAUGUCCAAAACGAGCAAUUUUUGGAAAACUACCGACCAAGGUGCAGCGACUAUGCUGGUGGCCGCCUUCGAUCCAGCUUUGAAAGCUGCCCUCGAUACGUCGGAAGUCUACCUCAGCGACUGCCAAUUCGCAAAGGCUACACCACAUGCAGUGAAUCUUGAAGCCGCGAAUAAGUUAUUCCACUUGAGCGAGGAACUGGUGGGCAUGAGGUUUCCAUUGUGA
Molecule: messenger RNA, 762 nt
Organism: Penicillium canariense
Lineage: Eukaryota; Fungi; Ascomycota; Eurotiomycetes; Eurotiales; Aspergillaceae
Product: Short-chain dehydrogenase
Exons: 3
Coding region: 1-762 (253 amino acids)
Source: RefSeq, a predicted model, not a curated record